Messenger RNA from Ooceraea biroi (clonal raider ant), 3200 nucleotides. Its product is annotated as glucose dehydrogenase [FAD, quinone]. NCBI's taxonomy places the organism in Eukaryota, Metazoa, Arthropoda, Insecta, Hymenoptera, Formicidae. The record is from RefSeq and is a predicted model, not a curated record. Gene Ontology annotation, molecular function: oxidoreductase activity, acting on CH-OH group of donors; flavin adenine dinucleotide binding.
AAACAAUGUCAGAUGAAGUGAUACUUUUGCUGCAACGAGAAAGCUGCUUCAAUUCUGUUAUCGUGACACGAUGGCCUCAUAGAUUCUUGUGAGAAAUCCCAGAGAAGACGUUGCAGCAAUCGGAAUUCAAAGAUGUAUCAUCGGAUACAAGACGACGGUUUAUAAUACAUCAUCAAUCAAUUUGCUUUACCUGUGAUCGCGUAGUUCUUCACAAAGAGACCGGCUUGUAAUCGCACAAUUGCAACCACUAGUCGUACCAUGAAGCGGCUCACGAAUGAAAUUGCACGAUAAAAUAACGCGAGGAACAAUACCAACCUCGAGAGGAGAGAUUUCACCAAAAAUAGUUCUAUGAGGUAGAAGAGACGGUCUUGAUUUAACGGACAAGAAAGCGAAAGGAUAUGUACGUGAUUUGAAACUUGGUCUGAAUGAUCAUUUGUGAGAGCUGGAUAGAAUCGUUGUUACUUGGAAGUAAUCAGGUAAUACGUAACCAGAGAUGAGUAUCACAGCAAUAAUUGGUGCUGCCAUAAAGGCGGCCACCAUUCUCCUCGGGAUCGGUAUCAGCAAGGUUACCAUAAUCCCAGCACUGAUUAUCGCCCUCGCGUACUUCAACUAUGACCUGAUGGAUCCAGAAAAUCAUCCGCGCGUAACAAGAGACCUGAGGAAAGAGUACGACUUCAUCGUGAUCGGCGGCGGCUCGGCCGGAAGUGUAAUCGUCAACCGAUUGACUGAGAAUUCUGAGUGGAACGUACUUCUGCUGGAGGCCGGGGGUCACGAGACCGAGAUAACUGACGUACCUAUACUAUCAUUAUACUUGCACAAGAGCAAAGUGGACUGGAAGUAUCGCACACAGCCGCAGGAUUCAGCCUGUCUGGCGAUGAUCGAUCACCGAUGCUGCUGGACCAGAGGCAAGAUCUUGGGUGGAUCAAGCGUCCUGAACACGAUGCUCUAUAUUCGGGGAAAUCGACGCGAUUUCGAUCAUUGGGAAAGUUAUGGAAAUCCUGGCUGGGGCUAUGAAGACGUCUUGCCCUACUUCAAAAAAUCGCAAGAUCAAAGAAAUCCAUAUCUGACAAAAGGAAAGAACGCCAAGUAUCACGGUACAGGGGGAUAUCUAACCGUGCAGGACAGCCCUUAUGUCACUCCAUUGGGUGUAGCGUUUCUUCAGGCCGGCGAGGAGAUGGGUUACGAUAUCCGUGACAUAAACGGCGAACAGCAAACCGGCUUUGCCUUGUUCCAGUAUACGAUGCGACGUGGUGCCAGGUGUAGCACCGCCAAGGCAUUCGUGCGACCUAUUCAGCUGAGAAAGAAUUUUCAUCUGUCCUUGUGGAGCCACGUGACUCGAGUGCUCAUAGAUCCGCAGAAGAAGAAAGCGUACGGAGUGGAAUUCAUCAGGGACGGUCGCGAGGAGAUCGUGUACGCUAAAAAGGAGGUGAUCCUUUCAGCCGGCGCUAUCAACAGUCCCCAAUUGCUGAUGCUCUCCGGAGUAGGACCGCGGGUCCACCUGGAGCAACUGGGAAUACCUGUGGUCCAAGACUUACCCGGAGUCGGGCAGAACCUGCAAGAUCACAUAGCGGUCGGUGGACUCAUCUUUCCGAUCGAUUACGAGGUCAGCAUCGUCAUACACCGGAUGGUGAACAUCAACUCGGCGCUGAGGUACGCCGUGACCGAGGAUGGUCCAUUGACGUCCAGCAUCGGCCUCGAAGCAGUCGGCUUUAUCUCGACCAAGUACGCCAAUCAAUCAGACGACUAUCCGGACAUUGAAUUCAUGCUGACCUCCUCGGCAACCACCUCCGACGGUGGCAGUCACGUGAAGAACGCUCACUGCUUGAAAGAUUCGUUUUAUCAGGAUACCUUCAAAAAAAUUGAAAACGAGGACGUUUUCGGAGUGUUCCCGAUGAUACUCAGACCAAAGUCGCGUGGCUACAUCAGACUGAAAUCGAAAAACCCGUUGGAUAACCCGUUGCUGUAUCACAAUUACCUUACUCAUCCGGAUGAUGUGGCGGUACUGCGCGAGGGAGUGAAGGCAGCCAUCGCCUUCGGCGAGACUAACAGCAUGAAAAGAUUCGGUGCCAGAUUCCACGACAAACCGAUACCCGAUUGCAAGCACCUACCAUUAUACACCGACGAGUACUGGAAUUGCCUCGUGAGACAUUAUACGAUGACGAUCUAUCACAUGAGCUGCACCGCCAAGAUGGGCCCAGCUAACGAUCCCAUGGCAGUUGUAGAUCCUACACUGAAAGUCUACGGAAUUGACAAUUUGCGGGUGAUUGAUGCGUCAAUCAUGCCGACGAUAACGUCAGGCAAUAUAAACGCAGUGGUAAUUAUGAUCGGUGAAAAGGGAGCGGAUCUAAUCAAAGCAAGAUGGAAGUAGAAAAUUAAUUCUCAAAGAUAUACCAUCACAUGAUUAAUAGAACAAAUGAUUAAUAGGAGACUGAAUUGGAAACGUUUCGUUCAUUCUCUUCUCCCACAUGUGAUUCUUGCAACUAAUAAAAGUGGAAAAAAAUUAACAAACUUUUUCAGGCUAAUGCUUGACAGUUGAUGCAAGACAGUCCGCAAUUGGCGUGUUCUAAAAGGAUCUCACACAAGUUUGACGAUUAUCUCAAAUGACUGGAAUCUUCGUGAAACACAUGUGAAGAAAAUGGCAAUAUAACAUGUGGCAAGUGGCAAUAUGGCAUCGGCCACUCGAAUCGUUCUUUAUAUAGCAUAGUAUCUUCCAGCUAUUGCAACAGCGUUUUAAUGUGGAGAAAACAUUCGGAAAAAGUUGAUUGCACAAAUUUAACGCGUUACAACAUUAGGAUUCGUAUUUUUGCACAAAUGCUGCGAGAUAUUGAUGUAAUUUAGACUACGAUAUUCUAUGUGAGGAAUGUCUAAUAUGCAAUUACACGUAAAUCAACAGCAUAUUAAGUAGUUGUCUUAAUGCUAGACAACGUUAGCAAUAUGAAAAUUUGCCUGACUGCGUUAGACCGCGCAAUGUGCAUCUGCCGUAACUAAUCUGCAAUUGCGUAAGAGUCGCUUGAGCUCUCUAUUAUAGUGACAUAGCAUAAGCGAACUGCAAUUUUAGUCGCAAUCAACUUUUUACCGAUUUAUUCGCCACUGCGCAAAUACGCUCAAAACACAUACGUAUGUUAUUAUAAUGAUAUAUGUACGUAUGUAAGACACACACAUAAUGGACUUUAUUUAAGAAAACUAUGUUGAGAAUACAC